UCUUCAGGGAAGUUCAUCUAACAGCCAACAACCAUGAAGAUUCUUAGUUACCUCCUGGCUUACCGAAGGUUUCUGCUCAUUGUCCUCACCCCACUACUUUUACUUCCACUUCCACUUAUCAUCAAAACCAAAGAAGCAGAAUGUGCAUACACAUUGUUUGUAGUUGCCAUCUUUUGGCUCACAGAAGCUUUGCCACUGGCUGUUUCAGCUUUGAUCCCUGCCUUUAUGUUCCCAUUGUUUGGUAUAAUGUCAUCUAAGCAGGUAGCAUCUGCUUAUUUUAAAGACUUUCAUCUGCUGCUGAUUGGAGUAAUUUGUUUGGCAACGUCAAUAGAAAAAUGGAAUCUUCACAAGAGAGUGGCUUUAAAAAUGGUGAUGCUGGUGGGUGUCAACCCUGCAUGGCUUACUCUGGGUUUCAUGGUUAGCUGUGCUUUCCUGUCGAUGUGGCUCAGCAACACCUCUGCUGCUGCCAUGGUGAUGCCAAUUGUGGAAGCUGUAGCUCAGCAGAUCAUCAGAGCGGAAGCAGAAGCUGAUGAGCUGGAGAUGUCCUGCUGCAAUGGCUCCACCAACCCAGCGCUGGAGCUGGACGAAAAUAUAGGUGAACAAGAAAACCCAGAUUGGAAAGAGAAAGAAAAACAAGUUAAUGGAUGUAACAACAAUGUGGGUAGUACUGUAUGCCCAGUUGAAAAGGAAAAUGAAAAAGGAAAUGAACAGCAGAACCUACCACCUGCUGAAGCAGAGAGAAAAAGCAGAAAGGACAAAUACAGUGGGAUUUUCAAAGUGAUGUGCUUAUGUGUGGCUUACUCUGCUACCAUUGGAGGACUGACCACAAUCACAGGAACAUCGACUAAUCUGAUUUUUACAGAGCACUUCAAUUCACGUUACCCAAAAUGCCAGUGCAUCAAUUUUGGAUCCUGGUUUAUCCUUUCCAUCCCCAUUGCAGUUACUAUUCUUCUGCUCUGCUGGGUCUGGCUCCAGUGGCUUUUCCUUGGGUUUGAUUUUAAAAACAUGUUCAAGUGUGGCAAGAAGAAAACAGCUAGAGAAAAGGCCUCAUCACAGGUGAUUCAGGAGGAGUACAAGAAACUGGGACCAAUUAGCUACCCAGAAACUGUUACACUUGUCCUGUUCAUUCUAAUGACCCUCCUGUGGUUCACCAGAGAUCCUGGCUUCAUCCCAGGAUGGUCUUCACUUUUCCCAAAGUAUAAAAGCUACAUUACGGAUUCAACAGCUGCCUUAGUGAUAGGCCUCCUGUUCUUUAUUAUUCCAGCAAAAACAUUGUCCAGGACAUCGAAUGGAGAAAACACUGUUUUUGGUUACAUUCCACUGAUUACUUGGAAGGAAUUUCAGUCAUGCAUGCCCUGGGAAAUAGCUGUUCUUGUUGGUGGUGGGUUUGCACUGGCAGACGGCUGCGAGGUUUCAAAACUUUCUGAGUGGGUAGCAAGUAAAUUGACCCCUCUAGGAUCAUUACCCUUGUGGCUGAUUAUCCUGAUAUCCUGCCUUAUUGUCACUUCAGUAACAGAAGUAGCCAGCAAUCCAGCUACUAUCACAAUCUUUUUGCCCAUACUAUCUCCUUUGGCUGAAGCCAUUCAUGUGAACCCACUUUUCAUUUUGAUACCAGCUACCUUGUGUACUUCCUUUGCAUUCCUGCUUCCUGUAGCAAACCCAGCCAAUGCCAUUGUGUUUUCAUAUGGUCAUUUAACUAUUAUGGACAUGGUGAAAGCUGGCUUGGGCAUUAACAUCAUCGGAGUUGCUGUAGUUAUGCUUGCAAUUAUGACGUGGAUAGUGCCUAUAUUUGAUCUCUAUACUUACCCAAGUUGGGCACCCAACAUUUCAUCUACAAAUGGCACAGGACUGUAAAUAAAAAAAAAAGUUUCUUUUCUUUUUUCUCACAUGUGGUGAGUCACUUAAAAUGCUUUCAGUCACCACAAUGAUAAGGAUCUACAUUACUAUAAAUGCUGUAUUUCGCAGUCCCAGAGACUGAUGAUCCAGUCUGAGAGUCUAAUCAGGAAGAGUGCUAGACUUUCUAAAGAUCAUAGUUAGAUCAGGUUUCUAAUCUAGUUCAGCUAGUCUGAAUUUUUAUAUCUUCAUGUUAUGAAGGAAAGAAAUAAAUGUGCGUAGCCAUUAUCACUGGCAAUUUGCCCCCAUUCUUAGGGUAGCAGAAUAAUGAAAUUUAGAUUUUACUAUUUCAAAUACAAAUUCUUGUUAUUACUUAUUUGGGGGUAGUCAGAGAGCAUGUUGGUUUCUGUUUUCUAGAUUCAAGCUGUUUGAAACAGUGUUGAUCACAAAAAAAAAAAAAAAAACAGGGAGGGGACUGUCUUGAACCCAUAGUUUACAGACCAGACAAAAAUGCACAAAAAAUGAAGAAGAGAGGCUUGAUCACUUACACAGCACUUUAUCUAUUAAGCACCUUGUGACCUGGAAGGAGUAUGCAUACUUAAGCAUAUGUUUAGCCUACAUUCCCCCAGGACCUCACUAAAAUAUGUUGUUGCUUUUGUAAAAAAAAAAAUAAAAUCUAUUUCUCUGGAUAGACAUAUGUUGAUAGAUCUGAGUUGAUCUGUACAAAUUGAUACUAAAUUAUCAUCAUACCUCUCUUCCAAAAGUAGAUAUAUCCCCUUGAGGAAUGACACCAGAAGAAAGUGAAGAUUUAACAAUCUGUCAAUCAAGUGCAUCUUUGCCAGGAGGCUCAUGAAUCUGCAGGACAGGUGUCAGUUUAAGGUUACUAGACUGUGUUAAUAUUGUAAUGUUUUAAACACAAAAGAGUGCAAUGUGGUCAGAAUGUAAGUUGGAGUUCAAAGGUAUCUUCAAAUAAUGAUGUGCUAUUGAUUGUUACGCAUUUUUCACCUAGAGACUACAGCCUUACCUGUUGUGAAGAUCUGUGAUAAUUUGUAAAAAAGCAUGGAAUUAGUAGUCUGAAUGUAGGCUGCAUGUAUUUAGAUUGGAUCAUGCCUUGGAACAUCUGUAUGAUAGUUGUAAGCAUCAAUCUGUCUUUUAAAGAUAGUGGCCAUUUUUCUUAACAACAACAACCAAAAAAUACUUUUGGUUUUUGAUUAAGGGUUUACACUUAUUUUUGGUAGUGCGUAUUUAGAGAUGUUAGUCAUGACUUCUGUAAUGCCAGAAUGCAGUGUAUAACAUUGUUGUAUAUGUAGUUUGUUUCCUGUAGCUAUUAGUUGCAGGUUCAGCUGCGGUGAAUUAUUAAAGAAGCACUUUUUCUUAAUGGUUCUUUGUAAGUAUUGAAGUAGGUAUUGGUGCAUGACACUGUGCUUUUAAGCCUGAUUGAGGCUAUCACAUUUUUUUUAUACAGUGGCAAAAUAGGUCUACGACCAUCACUGGGGCAGUCAGGAGCUGCCACUACACAAAUGUUUAUUGAUGCCCUGCUGUAAUGAUUAUAAUUACAGAUAUACAACACUUGGCUAAAUGAAGGCAGGUACCAGAGGAAAAUGCUGAUACAAGUAGCUAAUCCAAGAUACAAAUCCUGGAUUAUAUCAUCUGGCAUUUUCCCAGAACAAGUGCCGAGCAGGAGCUCCUGGGCUGUCAGGCCUUUGGUGUGCAGGCAUAGGGAGGAAGACUAGCAAAGAGAGCUCUUACUUUAAGGUAUCACCUUCCAAUUUUGUCAGUAAUUUCCCUAUUAUUCAAGAGCAGUGGAAACAGUGAAUCACAAUAUUUCAAGUGGGAAGGAUCUCAGAAGCAUCCAGUCUUGCUCAAAGCAAGGUUAUUACUCUGUUCACACCAGAUUGCUCAGGGGUUUGUCUAGUCCUCUUGAAACUCUCCAACAUGAAACAACCAUAUGCACAAUUUCCCUGACUAAUGUUCUCCAGUCUUUUACUGUCCUUGUGGUGAAAUAUUUUAUCUUUAAACAAAUGAGCAAACAUUAAUUUUAAGUUAACAGACUCAUUAUUCUCCCUUUUAUUUGGGAUAGAUUCUUUUCUGUUUGUAAAACUGUUUUAUUUUUGCUUUUACAUGAACCAUGGAAAAGGGAAAACAAUCCUCUUUGUGGCCUUAUGUUUACCAUUCCCACUGGAUGUGAUAUUUUUAAUCUCAACAGGUUUGCUCUGCAAAGCCUUACAAUCAUGUGGCAACUGUUGUUUAGCCAAAGGAAAUCUAUUAACUGCUUCUGAGCUGCCCCUGACUUUCAUUGAUUUUCCCAAUACAGAAUUGGCUGUUAUAACCUCAGCCUUGAAUAUGACAAUGAGAUCUACAGGGGUCUACAAGCCCACGUCUCCAUUAAAUCAGGCUUUGACAUCAGUGUUCUCUCUUCAACUUGCAUAUCUUCAUGGAAGGAAAAAACCAUGUUGCACCAGUUAGGAGAACUCUUGAGAAGCUGUAACUAGAACAAGUGAUACAAUUUUCAGUAAAGCUGAAGCUGUUUGUGCUGGUUGAUUUUUCAGCUGUUCAUUUUCUUUACUUUCUGGCUUAUUCAUAAAAUCAGUAUGACAACAAAGACCUGUCAUGUCUGAACCCUCACGUAAUUUAGAUCACAGUAUUUCCCGAAACUGUUUUUUCAGGUCAGAAAUUAUGGUUAAGUAUCUUAUUACACAAAAAAAGAGUAAAAUUGUUUGAUGAAGGAUGCAUUUUUAAAAACUGUUUUCACUAAAAUUGGUGUAUGCAGUGGAUAAUAUACAAAGAGACGAGGGAGAGAUUUGCAAAACUGGUCAUCUCUUGGACCUCAUGUUUUUAUAAUCUGUUGAAAUGAAACACUAUUAUAUAUAAAUUGACUUUUAGCAGCCAGCAUGUUGUGUCAUAAUGUACUAAAUUAGUGUCAAAAGUAAACGAUUAAGCAUGAUGUUUUUGGAGACCAUGUCCUGCAAGUAAGCCAGUUAUGAACAAUCAAGUUGCUAGUACUUGGAAAGUAGUGUCUCAGCAGGAUUUUUAACUUGUUUUGCCAAAAGUUUAAGGAAUGAGUCAGAUGUUGCAUUUGAGAUUAUUUGUUAUUAUUACUAACUUAUUUUUAAAGCUUUUAGGAAUGUUUUAAGUAAAAAUUAACAACCCUGCAGUGCAGGGAUUAAUAUUGAUAUUAUAUUCCCCACCUGAGAGCACUGAAAUGGAGGAAAAAUAAUUUCAGAGCAUGGCAAUCUGGGUACCCAAAGAGUGGAUUUAGUCUGGACUCCAGGCACAGACCACUAUGCUGAUCACCAGCAGAAACACACUCUUCAUAUGUUGCUAUUAUAUUCCUUGCUUUGACCCAAUUUGUAUUAGGAUAAAUGGUGGAAGUGCACCUAUAAUUAUUUUAAGAGUUGAUUAAUAUAUGACAUUAAUGAUUUGUGAUUUGCUUUGUUCAUAAUUUCCAUAUGAAAUUGGGCUUUUUCCUUUGAAUCAGAUGAGUCUCAUUAGUUUACUGGAAUAGUACAUAAGUAAUAAUUUUGACUUAUUAUUUAUUUGUGCUCUGAUUCCUGAUGAACUAAAAGGACCUUUGGCCAUGUACUUCGUUGGGGAUAUGUGCCAGGUCUUUGUUCUCCUUUCCUAUGGCUAUGCUAUACUUAGUGUAUUUUCACUUUAUUUUGGAAGAUGUGCAUUUAGAUUGCCAGAAACCACAAACCAUGUGUACCCUGGAAAAAUCUUGACUUUUCUAUUUUACAGUCAGGCAAUCAGAUCAAUCUUGCAUCAUAAAUCCCUUUAUGUACUUUUAAAUUGAAGCUACUGUGUUUGUUUGCUGCCAGGGUCUAGCUUGUUUAAAAUCAACCAGCCCAUAGCUCACUGAAGUGCAGUGCAGCACAGCAGCUCAGGAAGAGUGUAGCAAGAAAAAAAUCCCAGAUCUUACAACUCUGAUUAGGUGUAGAUACCAAACCACCUCACAUGUGAAUAACAACAAUAAAAACUGUCUUGCAUGUUAUGUGCAGCUGCUGGCAGGACUGGAAGGCUUCUGGUGAUCUCUUAGACAUCCAGAAGUCCUGCCCCCUCUCCUGCCCUGUCCUUGGCACUUUCUCUGAUGGUGACACCUUGCUGCCCUAGAGCACCUGAGGAUAUCCCCCAGUGGUCAGGCUGCACAUAUAUCAGAUCACUUUGCAGAUAUUAGUCAGAAAUGAUAACUGCAGUUAUCAGCUUAAUUCUUUGUCUCUGCAAACUUCAUUUGAUGGUUUAUGGUUUUAACAAUCACUUGAA
Ficedula albicollis (Collared flycatcher) is the source of this 6093-nucleotide messenger RNA. RefSeq names its product solute carrier family 13 member 1 (gene SLC13A1). The transcript has 15 exons. The record is from RefSeq and is a predicted model, not a curated record. Gene Ontology annotation, cellular component: membrane. Bases 34 to 1854 code for a protein of 606 amino acids. Gene Ontology annotation, biological process: monoatomic anion transmembrane transport. Gene Ontology annotation, molecular function: sodium:sulfate symporter activity. Lineage: Eukaryota; Metazoa; Chordata; Aves; Passeriformes; Muscicapidae.